AGUGCUUUUCGGGGCCAGUUCUUGUCAUGGUCUCCUCUGCAGCGAGCAGAAAAUCUUGUCGAGAGAGAGGUUGAGGGGGGCGAGUGGUAGGGGCGAUGGGCUGAGUGAUGGGGAGUUCUGGGGGACGAGCGAAGCGGGUUUGUGGGGGUCACUGACGUGGGAGGUUUGGGGUGAGUGAUGGUGGACCGAGAGGUCAGUGAAUGAGGGUCUGUGGGCUCAAUGGUAGACAAAGUUAUGGGGCUAGUCAGGGUUGAAUGGGGCUUAUUAAACAUUGACUUUUACACAUUUUCCAGCACAGUGACCUGCGCUAAGGGUUCAUACGCACCCCUUAAGCUCCUCCUUAGGCGCCCCCGCCUCUCCCUCUGUCCCUCUCCCCUUGCCCAAGCCCCGAGGUAGGGGCCUGGUGUGAAUGCUCCAGCUGAAGUGAACCUGCACCCGAAGGCUUCCUUCUGGUUCCUGGGCAAGACGGCCCCAGUGAGCUCAACCUUCACUCAUCUCUGCCUUUUCCCAAGAAGAGCAGGAAAUGGCCGGACCCCAGGGACUCAUGACAUUUGAGGAUGUGGCUGUGAAUUUCACCCAGGAGGAGUGGCAGUACCUGAACCCUCCACAGAAGACCCUAUACAGAGACGUGAUGCUGGAGACCUACAGCCACCUGGUCUCUGUGGGGCAGCAGAUUACCAAACCAGAUCUCAUCCUCAAAUUGGAGGUAGAAGAGCCGUGCCUGACAGAAGGAAAAAUCCCAGUUUGGAGCUUUCCAGAAGAAGCCUUCCAGGCUGAUGAACAAAUUGAGAGACAGCACCAGGAUGACCAAGAUAAACAUGUGAUGCAAGCUGGAUUCCCUGACAAGAGAGCCAUUACCACCAAGAUUGGCCAUGACUAUAAUGAAUUUGGAAACAUACUUCAUCUCAGUACAAACUUUGUUGCUUCAAUACAAAGACCCCAUAAACAUGAGUCAUUUGGGCAUAUGGUAGAUAAUUUAGACUUAUUUGGUAGAAGCUCUGCAGAAAAGAAACAUGAUAAUGGAUGUGCAAAAUUAUUCUUCCAUACUGAGUAUGAGAAAACAACUCCUGGAAUGAAACCUUAUGGCUAUAAAGAGUGUGGGAAGACCCUCAGGCAAAAGAAAGGCCUUAGUCUACAUCAGAGAAUUAAAAAUGGAGAGAAACCCUUUGAAUGUACUGCAUGUAGGAAAACCUUCAGCAAGAAGUCACACCUCAUCGUGCACUGGAGAACUCACACAGGAGAGAAGCCCUUUGGAUGUACUGAAUGUGGAAAAGCCUUUAGCCAAAAAUCUCAGCUCAUCAUACACCUGAGAACUCAUACAGGAGAGCGACCCUUUGAGUGUCCAGAAUGUGGAAAGGCCUUUAGAGAAAAGUCAACUGUCAUCAUCCAUUACAGGACUCAUACAGGAGAGAAACCUUACGAAUGUAAUGAAUGUGGCAAAGCCUUCACCCAGAAGUCAAACCUCAUUGUCCAUCAGAAAACCCACACAGGAGAAAAAACUUAUGAAUGCACCAAAUGUGGGGAGUCUUUCAUACAGAAGCUUGAUCUAAUUAUACAUCACAGUACUCAUACAGGAAAGAAACCCCACGAAUGUAAUGAGUGUAAGAAAACUUUCAGUGAUAAGUCGACUCUCAUUAUUCAUCAACGAACUCAUACGGGAGAGAAACCUCAUAAAUGUACUGAAUGUGGGAAGUCUUUCAAUGAGAAGUCAACCCUCAUCGUGCAUCAGCGAACUCAUACAGGAGAGAAACCCUAUGAAUGUGAUGUGUGUGGGAAAACCUUCACUCAAAAGUCUAACCUUGGGGUACAUCAGAGAACUCAUUCAGGAGAGAAACCCUUUGAAUGUAAUGAAUGUGAGAAAGCAUUCUCUCAGAAAUCCUAUCUCAUGCUACACCAGAGAGGUCAUACAGGAGAGAAGCCCUAUGAAUGCAGUGAAUGUGAAAAAGCAUUUUCCCAGAAAUCCUAUCUCAUUAUUCAUCAAAGAACGCAUACGGAAGAAAAACCCUAUAAAUGUAACGAAUGUGGCAAAGCCUUCAGAGAAAAGUCAAAACUCAUUAUCCAUCAGAGAAUUCAUACGGGAGAGAAACCCUAUGAAUGUCCUGUAUGUUGGAAAGCUUUCAGCCAGAAGUCACAGCUCAUAAUCCAUCAGCGAACACACACAGGAGAGAAACCCUAUGCAUGCACCGAGUGUGGCAAAGCCUUCAGAGAGAAAUCAACGUUCACUGUACACCAGAGAACUCAUACUGGAGAGAAACCCUAUAAGUGUACAGAAUGUGGGAAAGCCUUUACCCAAAAAUCAAAUCUUAUAGUCCAUCAGAGAACACAUGCAGUAAAGAAAGCCCAUGGGAAAGGCCAUACCCGGAAGUCCAAGCUCAUUGCCCAUUAGUAAGUCACCGGUACAGUUCCCUUCACUGCGGGAAAGUUUUGUCAAUGUAAGUAAAUGUUUUAAAAGUGUGUUCUGACCUCUGGUUUAAAUAUGGGGCAUAAAGUCAGCCUUUUUCCUUUUCAUCUCAGUCUUCACCCGAAAGCUACAAGGAGAAGAAGAAGCAGAAGUGUAAUCUCUGUAUCUGACAAAAUUAGGAAACAGCCGAAACCCCGAUUAGAGGGGGCUGCCAGAAGCAGAGGAAAUCAAGCACCAGUGCAAGGAGGGUUCAAAGGUUAGAGAGAGUGCUCAAGGCUGCAGAUGUGAGACAGCACUGGCGAGGACGCAGCCGAGUUUUAGGCUAUCCCCUGAGUGCAAGGCCACAGAGAUACACAACAGUGGUAACAGGGCACAGGCAAGUGAGGUAGGAUGUUUCCUGGACCCAUUUGGAGUCUCAGGAGAGACAGGCAAGGGCCUCAGCAAGGAAUUGCUCAGGCAAGCCAUAUUUGCAGAAAGUAGUCUAUAUUCAUGAGAGGAACAGUUGGCAGGGACUGAGGAAAGAGGAGAGUUCUUGAGAAGAACCCAACAGGUGCCCCUGUUUCCUGACUCUGCAGAAGUCAAGUCUGAAAGCACUGCAAAAUGGAAAAAAGAAUCCCCAUUAGAAAAACUGAUUGGCCUAGAACGUAGCCCCAUUUCCUUCCCCUACCUGAACUUCCAGCAAACAGCAAGUCCAGGAAAAACUCUUACUCAAAUGAGGAAUGAUUCCAAAGUCAUCAAACGCACAAGUGCACACGGCUUUUGAGCUAGCAGUUCCCCGUCUAGGAAUGUAUAUAGUCACGCAUGUACAAAAUGAUGGACACAUAGAGGUAUUCAAUGACGCACUGCUGGUGAAAGCAAAGAUUGGGAGCUUUCCACAUGGCUCCUGAAAUCCUGCAAUGUCCCUAUGGCAAACUUUUUGGUAGACACAAAUGAAUAAAUAUAUGAAGAGAACUUGGACACCACUUUGUGUAGCAGUACACAAACAUUAGGUGAGAAAAAAAGCAAGGUUGCAGGAGAGUGAGGAUAAUCUGCUACCAUUUGUAUACAAAAAGGAGAACAAAUGGUAAGUAAGUACGUGAUCAAGUGUAUUCACAUAAACUCUUUCUGGAAAGAUAAACGAGAAGCUGGGAACCCUGAUUACCUCUGGGAAAGGGAAGGGGCAGCGGGUGGCUUGGGGGAAGGAAUUGGGAGAGAGACAGCUGUAUAUCCUUUCAGAACUUUAGAAAAUUGUACUAUGUGGAUGUUAUUAACUUUUCAAAAAAUAAAACU
Messenger RNA from Vicugna pacos (alpaca), 3670 nucleotides. RefSeq names its product zinc finger protein 182 (gene ZNF182). Lineage: Eukaryota; Metazoa; Chordata; Mammalia; Artiodactyla; Camelidae. Gene Ontology annotation, biological process: embryo development; regulation of transcription by RNA polymerase II. Gene Ontology annotation, cellular component: nucleus. Gene Ontology annotation, molecular function: RNA polymerase II cis-regulatory region sequence-specific DNA binding; DNA-binding transcription factor activity, RNA polymerase II-specific. The record is from RefSeq and is a predicted model, not a curated record.